Molecule: messenger RNA, 840 nt
Organism: Fusarium vanettenii 77-13-4
Lineage: Eukaryota; Fungi; Ascomycota; Sordariomycetes; Hypocreales; Nectriaceae
Exons: 7
Coding region: 1-840 (279 amino acids)
Biological process (GO): catechol-containing compound metabolic process
Molecular function (GO): catechol 1,2-dioxygenase activity; iron ion binding
Source: RefSeq, a predicted model, not a curated record
AUGUCUGAUUUAACCCCCGACAACAUCCCCAAUGCAGUCGCAAUCAUUGCGGAAUACCCCGCUUACCACACAUGUCCACGAUUUCAUGCACGAGACGCGCCUCAGCACGGAGGAAUGGAAGCCAGACUCGAUUUCUUGGUCGAAGUCGGUCAACUCACAACCGAUGUGAGGAAUGAAUCCCUCUUGCUGUCGGAUGUGUUGGGCCUGUCCCUGCUCGUCGACUCCAUAGAUCACCCCAAACCCGACAACUUAACUAAAGGAUCGGUUCUUGGGCCGUUCCACACCCAUGAUGCCCUAGAGGUUCCCCAUGGGGACCCCAUAUCUUUUGAUGACAAGGGCCAACCGCAUUCUGCCUCUGCACAUGGAUGUCUAGGAGACGGACAACAGUGGUUUUACGACUUACAACACUCUGAUAGGUCGGAGCCAGCUGGUCGUGCUGGUUUGAGUGGGCAAGCUCUGCGAUGUGUCCGUCGGAAAGUUGCUGACAGGGCCCCAUCACCACUAGCGACCGGUCCAUAUGCACUUUAUGUUUGUGAAAGAUGGCUUAUCGACCCCGAUCCGUACCUGAGAUCGGAUGCUGUCUUUGAAGUCAAGUCAGGCCUGAUUGUCAAAUGGCAGAAGGCACCGGAGGAGUUAGCAAACCACUGCGACAUCUCACAGGGCAUUAAAUUAUUAACUAACCAUCGACUCGGCCAAGGGACAAGAACCCUAUUGAUGCUCUCGGCAACAUCUUCCCGGGCCGAGCGUGCGUUUUGGUCAACCACACUUGCCGGUGCCCGACUUAAAUUGGACAAAGACAGAGAGCUAAUAUUGACAAAAAACACCAAGUGCCGCAAUUAA